Molecule: messenger RNA, 5449 nt
Organism: Cuculus canorus (common cuckoo)
Lineage: Eukaryota; Metazoa; Chordata; Aves; Cuculiformes; Cuculidae
Gene: RFT1
Product: RFT1 homolog
Exons: 13
Coding region: 32-1651 (539 amino acids)
Biological process (GO): dolichol-linked oligosaccharide biosynthetic process; glycolipid translocation
Cellular component (GO): endoplasmic reticulum membrane
Source: RefSeq, a predicted model, not a curated record
GACGGAAGCGCCGCCUCCGCCCCCCUGUGCCAUGGCCGCGAGGGACGCGCUGGGGCAGGCUGCCCGCCUCGCCUCCUCCGGCGCCCUGCUGCAGGUGCUGUUCCGCGUGGGCACCUUCGCGCUGAACGCCUUCACCCUGCGCUACCUCUCCAGGGAGCUCCUCGGCGUGGUCAGUGUCAGGCUGACUCUCCUGUAUUCGACAGUAGUCUUCCUGGCCAGGGAGGCAUUUCGCAGAGCUUGUUUGAGUGGAAAUACAAAGCGAAACUGGACCAAAACAAUUAAUCUAUUGUGGCUGACAGUCCCUCUUGGUGUUUUUUGGUCUCUUUUCUUGGGCUUAGUCUGGCUACACUUGCUUGAAGUACCUGAUCCUUCUGUGGUUCCUCAUUACCAGGCUGGUGUAGUGGCAUUUGGCCUUUCUGCAGUUGUUGAGCUUCUGGGAGAACCGUUCUGGGUUUUAGCACAAGCUCAUUUGUUUGUGAGACUCAAGGUAAUUUCUGAAAGCCUUGCGAUAGUGUCAAAAUGCAUUUUGACGGUUAUUUUAGUAGUCCUUUAUCCCCAGUGGGGCCUCUACGUUUUUUCCUUGGCUCAGCUUUUAUAUGUCACUGUUCUCGUGAUGUGCUAUGUAAUUUAUUUUGUGAUGUUUUUGGGGUCUCCUGAAGCAACAAAGAAGUCAUUUCCUAUUGCUAGAAUGAAAGCUCUGUUACCUAACUUUGUGGAAGAUGAGACUUUUGUUAACUGGAAGGAAGCACGAUUGACUUGGAGUUUCUUCAAACAAUCCUUCUUGAAACAGAUUUUGACAGAGGGUGAACGCUACGUGAUGACAUUUUUGAACGUGUUAAAUUUUGGGGAUCAGGGUGUAUAUGAUAUUGUGAAUAAUCUUGGUUCACUGGUGGCCAGGUUUAUAUUUUUGCCUAUUGAGGAGAGUUUUUAUGUCUUUUUUGCCAAAGUGUUGGAAAGAGGGAAGAACGUAAAGGAUCAGAAACAGGAUGAUAUUUCUCUGGCUGCAAAUGUAUUAGAAUUGCUGUUGAAACUCGUGCUUCUGAUUGGCCUUACCAUCACUGUUUUUGGCUACGCCUAUUCUCAGCUGGCUCUGGAUAUUUAUGGAGGCUCAAUACUCAGUUCUGGAACAGGUCCAAAUCUUCUCCGAUGUUACUCUUUGUAUGUUCUAUUUCUUGCUAUCAAUGGCAUAACAGAAUGUUUUACGUUUGCUUUGAUGUGCAAAGAAGAGGUAGACAGGUACAAUUUUGUUAUGCUGGCCUUGUCCUUCAUGUUCCUGUGCAUCUCUUAUUUCUUGACCCGCUGGCAUGGCAGCGUAGGCUUUAUCCUUUCCAACUGCUUUAACAUGGGCAUCCGGAUAGCCCACAGCAUCCACUAUAUCUACGGUUACUUCAAAGAAAGCACUUACAAACCUUUGGCAGGCUUGCUUCCCUCACCGGUUUUGGUACUGGUUUAUACCAUAAGUGGAGUAAUCACUGGUUUCUCGGAGGUGGUGUUCUGCUGCGAUAAAGGUUGGAUAGCAAGGCUGAUCCACAUCAGCGUGGGGGCUCUCUGCUUCGCAGCAACCAUCAUUACAAUGUUCUGCACGGAGACCAAGCUGAUCCACUUUGUCAGAAGCCAGUUCCUCCCACAGUAUCUGAAGAAAGGAACGUGAAAUGCUCAUGUGCUGAACAGUCCUUGUACGUGCUUGCAGUAACUGGCUGUGUUCUUUGCAUAAGAUCUGUAUGGAAAAAGGUUUCCAGGUGCGUUUAUUGGAAGCAUUAAUAUUGGAGUGGCAAUGUAAAAAAAAAAGCCAACUAACUAUUUUGUCUUCUGAACUGGUCAGUGCCAUGAAAGAGAGCGGAGUAGGUUUCUCUUUGGGCAUAGGUCUUUAAGCUUUUCUCCAAACAGCUCAUUUGUUAAUGAUGAAGAUCUAAGAUGCAGCCUUCUGAUGUAACCUCAUUGGCAGACAUCACGUGGAGAGCUCCCGUUCUUACCAACAGGGAGUACCUUUGUGAAGGCAUCGUAUGGCUUAUGUCUUGAGAUGUAAUUAAGAAUGCUUUUAUUUGGCAUUGUGGGCUGCUCCACUAGUUAGAAGACACAUGGUCUGUCAAAAAAAACAACCCAAAAUAAGCCAAAGAAAAUACUAUAGCAAGGACCAAUUGCAACACAACUGUUAGUGAAGUAGAACGUCAUGCAGUGCAGAGAUUGAGCUGUCAGUGAUUUGAAGUGUAAAGCAGUGCGCAGAAAGUUCUGACGUUUGCAAUUAAGUUAAUGGAAUACACAGCAUGUGUCCAUGCUAGUGAUGUGCGAUUGUUUCAUUUGGCACGUCAGUGGGUUAUGAUGGUAUUGAUUAACUUGUCUAAAAUACUUUGAAACCUGAGCUGAAUGAAAAAAGGGGUUCUGAGUGGUGUUUUACAGACAGUGUUAAGCACAGUCAUGCCGAUGUUUCAGAAGGUUAAUCAUGAAACUUUCGUUUCAUUCCAUUUUCUUUUUGGUUUUAUCUGAGAUUUUAAAUACCAGCACGAACAAAUUAGUUUCAAUAAAAUGAUUUUAUCUUCUCUGUGAAACUGAAUAUUAAAUAUGAGAUUUCUUUUGAGGAUUUUGUGCACUGAAACUUCCAUUAUUGCAUAGAAAAUGCUUCAUUUUGUAACAGCCAGUUUUCCUCACAUCUUGUGCCUUUAAUUGUUCAAUCUUAACCUUAUAUUGAUUUUUUUUUAAUAUAUAUUGUUGACAAUUUGGCAGUUCAUAAGUUGUAAAAUGAGAUGUUCGGCUGCUGUCUCAGGUUCACUAAUGGUGUGCUUAUUGCUGGCCUAAGGUCUGCAUUUGGCGAUUCCACAGUGUAUGAGUGGCAGGUUUGUAAUGAUGGGCAUUGCCUUUGCAGUGUUUGGCUGGAGCAAAAAAUGUCAAGUGAUGUAAAAUGUGUGCUCGCACAUGGACAGGCAAAACUUUGAGUUUAACUAUAUAGCAGUUCGUCAAACUGCUUUAAAAAAAAAAAAAAAUCACUUCCUUGUCGUGGUGUGGAGUUCCUCCCGGUAACCGUGGUGGACAGCGAAAUGCUUGCUGGUGUUGGUAUCUUCGGUUUGGUACUGUCAGAAGCACGUUUUAACCUGCGUUAGUUUUCACUUGGAGAGUAUCCCAGAGAUGCUUCACCUGGGAAUUUGGUGAUAACUUACCACAGGGAAGCCAAAAAUGUAACAGUAGAAGGAAAAGUGCACUUCUCAGUGACUGGUGGUGUCUCCAUCGCUUGGCUGGAAUGUAGCAGGCUUGCUGGUUCUUCUGAAAGAGUUUAUUUUGAUUUCCUAACAACACGUUAUUCUGGCCUAUUAAGUGAAUUGGGUAGUUUUUUGCCGUUUAAAUUUUUUCCUCUGAGUUGUCUUGCAGCUUUUUUUUUUCUCUCAUUUUGGCCAGAUAUGGAUUCGUUAUGAAGUACAGCUCCAUACAUUGCAGAGGGUUGAAGCUUUUUUAUUAUAAAUUGUUAGUUUCUUUUCCUUUACUUGUUCUUAAUUAAAAAAAAAAAACGAAGACAGUCAAACCUGGAGACUCUUAUUGGCAUCUUUUUUUUUUUCUCCAUGGCUUUGGGACUUAACCGUGGGAAUGUCUUAGUCUGUACAGUGAAUUUUAACUGAUUCGUGGAACGAGGAAUUUUGUGUAGCCCUGUACCUUAAAGUGCUUUGGAGAUUGAAGAAUUGUACAAAAUGAGCUUUAAGCCCUGCUGUUAUCAAACUGCAAACCAGGCUAGUCUGGUGAUCCCAGCUGGGCAGUGAUGGUACUUCUGCUGCCAGUACUGCCUUAAAAAGGGAGAUGCGAGAUUCCACAGUGGCCUGUCUAGACUCAUCAUUCUUUUUAAAUAUUAACGCUGUGUAUGCAUUAAAAGAGAAGCUACAGUUUUAACUUGAUUAGUUUGAUUUCAUAUUGGAAAGACUUACAAAUUCUCUCGCAUCUCAACAAGUGAAAACUCAAUUUCGUGUGAAUCUGGAAGACAUUUAAGGGUGCUUAAUCAUUGCUCCUCUGCAAAUCAAGGAUGCAUUGCUCUUGUAAACUUGAUCUCUAAGUGGUUCAGGGAUGGUUGUGCAGGGUAUUUUGUGCAGGAAACUGCAAAGAGGGAUGGGAAGUCCCAACCUGUGAAGCUGUCUCCUUGUUUCUUGUUUAUCUGUGUAAUCCUUCACAUGAAAGCUGUUAAUUGCUUUUAUUUAUAAAGAGGCAUACUCGGGGACAAAAUUGAGAUUGAACUUGACCACAUUCCCCUUUUGUUUGCAGUUCUGUCAGUCUGUCAAAGGCACAAUAGGAUGCUUGUCUAUAAAUUUCAUAAAGCUGUUUUGCAGUGUUUUUCUGAAAUCCUUUCGUUUAGGCCAAAGGAGAAUUGAGCUGUUUUUCUUUGGGAAAGUAGUUCCAAUUUCAUACGUCGUUUGAUGUGUUUUCUUUAAAUACUUGGAUGAAUGACAUUCAAACAACUGUAAGAUAAAAUGGUUAUAUGAUGGGGUAAGACCAAAUAAAACCUUAUUUCUCUUAUGUUUUGUUUUUGUCUUCCAAUUACAGGCUUAUUGGAGUCUUAUUUGCAUUUUAGGUAUGGUUGAUGCUUAAACACGAUGGGAUUUUCUAGGAUCUUUUAUGUACAAAUCUAUUUAUCAACCCAGAAACUUAUCACCAUGUUAGGAAAUGGUAUCUAAAACUUACUGUAGUGCUUUUGUGAGACACUGCCCUUAUUCUAACUGUGGGGGAAAGGUAGAACAAGUCUGUUUUUUGUUCUGUUAGUCUUCCUGUUUAAUUGUAGUAAGCAAGCAUCUAAUAGAGCUGUGUGUCGAUUCGCUGGCUGCGUUUUGUGCUUCACAGGUAACGCCUACCUGUCUUCCCUGGGACUUACUUGCCGAGUUUUAUGCCACCUCACUGAACUGAGGAAAUGGAAAGGAAUGUAAGCAGGAGGACAGAUGAGUUAUAGCUGUGACCCAUUUCAGAAGACCGAAAUAAUGAAAGCUAUGUCAAGAAGUAAAAAAAGAAAUUGCAACAGAUAGCAGUCCUUAAACACAGAUAAGAUCUGUGAGUAGUUCUAAUCUGCCAGUAAAUGAGAAUCGUGCUUUGUUCUUUAUUCGUACUAAAAUUUUGUUAAAUUAUUUGCACUAAAUACAAAGCUUAUCCGCUUGUUGGAAGCAAAGAGAUGGGUAUCGGGCAAGCAGAGAGCAGUAUUAUUUGGGAUUACUGGAUAGAGCAUUAGCAAAAAGUUUGGAGUAAGAAGGUUGCAGUCUGGGUACAAUUAGUGCCUUACAGAGGUGGGAGGCUUGCUCGAUGGAUAACUUCAUCAACUUGUUUCUCUUCAAGCAUAACACAGUAUUUCUUGGUCAUUAAGAAAUGACAAGUAACAGUGAUGGCUAUGAACUUACAGUUAAAGAAUGCCACUGGCACAGAAUGUUAGCUGAAGGCAUCCCUUGGCUACAAACAAGCUUUAUGAAGGAAAAGAAGUCAAAAGAGCUUUGCA